CCGGAAUCUGCGACUCCACACUUUUGUGCUCUUAUUGCGCAGUCCACCAUUUUGAAAGGUCCACCACGACCCACCAGGUUCCCUCAUCACUCUCCUCGUACACGCACGCACACGCUCUGAAAAGAUAUGGCUUUUGACGGACACAUUCGCAGGGGGCACCCCAUCAUCUUCGGGCUGCUCAUCCUAUUCAGCAUCAUCGAGCUCGCGAUCACAGCAUGGCUGACGUCCAUGUUCAACGACUUCAACAACUUCUUCAGCUUCGCGGAGCGCGACCGCAUCCGCUUCCUGCUCUUCACAUCCAUAUGGACCCUCCUGUUCUCGUUCCUCCUCAUGGGCUCGUUCUGGAGGCUGCCCGAGCACCUGUUUAGCAGCACCGGGUCGCACAUAUUCUUGCUGCUCCUCACCUGGGUAUUCUGGACUGCGGGCGCAGCGAGCCUCACCUCAGCACUCGGCGGUGGGCUGAACUGCAACACCAACACGUUCAUCGCGUACUGUGGACAGCUUAACGCUGCAGAAGCGUUCGCCUGGAUCAAUUGGAUCCUGGUCACAAUCGCUCUGUUCGUCGUGGCCGGGCGCGGCAUCUCCGGGGCGCGCCGCGGCGAUGGCAUUCGUGGACCCCUGGUCGUCUGAUCUGUAACACGCCCGGUCUCACUUGCUCGUUUCUCCUCCUUUUUACUAUCGACUCGUUGGCUCUGUAGUGCCUAUAUACACGGACAUCUUGUUCUCUUGCUCUUCAACCUUGUCAUCCAUGGGAUACAUUCUGACUGUUAUAUAUCUACGAGUUUAUACGUCUAUCAUGUUGUUAUUUCUCUGACGCUCUCCCUUUUCCCUCGGCCUGUUACCUAAACUCUCUUGAACCUGUGUUACUUCGGGCUAUUUCAAAGGACUUACUUAUUCCUACGCGUUCGCUGGCAUGCCGUUGUAGACUGUUUCUGUAUGGCCAGGAACCUUGCUCCGCUUCCUUGACUUAAAUGUAUCAAAUGUUC
Molecule: messenger RNA, 986 nt
Organism: Coniophora puteana RWD-64-598 SS2
Lineage: Eukaryota; Fungi; Basidiomycota; Agaricomycetes; Boletales; Coniophoraceae
Exons: 6
Coding region: 127-630 (167 amino acids)
Cellular component (GO): membrane
Source: RefSeq, a predicted model, not a curated record